Molecule: messenger RNA, 2258 nt
Organism: Pelagomonas calceolata
Lineage: Eukaryota; Pelagophyceae; Pelagomonadales; Pelagomonadaceae
Source: the annotation of a GenBank genome assembly
CUCUCCGCGGCGCGGGCUUGGACCUCCUAGCCAGGCCCUGGCGUCGGUAGAACACCUGGACGCUGCGUUUCUCACUUAGCUCGAGGACUGCGCUCGCCGGCCUCACGCGUAGGCACAGCAAAGGCCCCAAAUACAAAAAGCCCCAAAACAUGGCAGCGCUCGCAGCACCGCCGCCGCCGCCCGACGACGGCCAACAGCUCGUCGAGGAGGCCCUCGGCCGCGCCCUCGACGCCGGCAAGACGGGUCCGGAGUUAUUGAGCGCCCUCCACGCCGCGGCGCCGCAUCUGGAAAUGGCUGCGAUGCAUUCGUUGCUGGAAGAUUAUAAAGCGAAGGAGGACGCGAAGCUCUUCGACCUCGUCGCCGAGAACUACCGCGACUUCUUCCGCAUCGCGACGUCCGUGGAAGGCUCGGCCGAGGACGCCGCGGCGACGCAGGCCGCGUUGCUAGCGCUGGAGGGCGAGGCCUCCAAGGCCGCGGCCACGGCGGGCGUCGAGCAGGCCAAGCUCGAGGAGGAGCUCGCGAAAAGACGCGAGAAGCGCCGCGAGGACCGGGAAAAGGAUAAAGUGAAACGCUUCGCGAGUACUUUGAGCGACCUCGAGAAGAGAUUGGCGGAUACGAACGUCGACGUCGAGCGCGCCACACAUGACGCGCUACAUCUCCGGGCCGCGCUGGACGGCGCCGUCGACGGACUGCGCGACGGCGACCGCGUGAGCUUCGUCCAGGGCUGCCGGGACCGCGUAGACGCGUGCGCUUUGAAUGUCGCCCAGAAAAUCGACGACGAGUUCGCCGCGACGUGCUGCCGCCUCGGCAAAGCUCAGAGCGACGAGCGCCUCCGGCGCGUGCUGCGCGCCGCGGCGGCGCUCGGCCGCGGCCCGCAGCUGGAGGCGUUCUUCGGCGAGCGCGUCCUGGACGCGUUCGUGCGCGCGACGUACACGCGCGGCCGCCUGGACGGCGUGGAACGGGGGAGUCGGUCGGGCCUGCCCACCAUGUACCGCGCGACGCUGGAGUUCGUCGAGGAGCGCUGCGGCGCCGCGCUCCGAGCGUGCGAGGUCGCCGCGCGCGGCGUCGACGACGACGUCCUGGGGUUAAGGGGUGUCCCCGGCGCCGUCGAGCGCGAGGCGCGGAAACAUAAGAGGAAGCCGCCGCCGCCCGGGUCGUUAUUAGGCGUCGAUUUAUUGUGCGAGGGCGUCUGGCGCCGCGUCUGCGCGGCUUUAUUAGAGACGCCGGAGCUGUCCGGGUUGUUUGACCUCGGCGACGCCGACGCGGCGCACCGGGCCGUGGCGGCCACGGAUUCGUUUCGCGAGGGCCUCGCGGCGAUCGCCGGUCGCGGGGAUCGGGACGCCGAGAGGCAUGCGAGGCGGCGCCUGAGGGGCCACGCGAAGACGGCCGAGCUAGAACAAAGGUGGAACCUGCCGGUCUACGUCGAGCUCGUCCGGGCCGAUUUGAUCCAGGCAGUCGACGGCGCGUUGGCUAGUGAGGAGGACGCCGCGCCCGCGUUAAUCGGCGCCGUCGAGCGCUGCUGGGCCGGAGACCGCUUCCUGCCGGCGGUCGGCGACGCCUUCGGCGCGCUCGCGCUCGAGCUCGCCCAGCGCGGCGCGACGGGCCUGGCGGCGCGCGCCGCGCGAGCGGAGGGCCACGACGCGCACGCGCGCUGUUCUGUGGACUGCGGGACGUUCUCGGCGCGCAUCCGCGCGACGCUCGCGAGCGGCUUCGAGGCCCUGCUGGACCUGAGCCUCGAGGACGCGGCGUUACUCGCUGCGGGCUGCGACGAGGCGUUGGGGGCCUGCGACCGGACGGUCGAGGAGUGCCGCCGGGAUUCUGCGGACGGUCUCGUGAAUGUGAUUGAUGGCCGACUGGCGGCCUGCAAGGGCGUCGCCGCGCGCUACCACCUGACGGGCCAGAAGCCGCCGUCGGAGCCGUCCUCCUACGUCGCGCACGCCGCGGAGCCCCUCGCGCAAUUCUACGAGACGUGGAGCGCGCUGCUGGGCGACGCGCAGCCGGAUCGAGCAGAGGUGUCGGAACGGUGCGCCGUUCAUCUGGAGACGCGCGCUUUGGCCGUCUUGGACCACGCGGCCCAAUUCGAGACCGUCAUGGCCAAGCGCGGCAACACGGCGUCGCUGGCCGAGGACUCGCGGAAGAUCGCGGCGCAAUUGCAGCUAGAUGUGCGGGCGUUCUGUGGUUUGGUCGGCGUGGACUACGCGUCGAUGGACCGCGUGUCGGGCGCAAUCGAAGCGGUGCUUUCGGCACAAGAUGGGUAA